CGGCGCCGCCCUGCAGACGCGCUGAUAUCACGCAGUUGCGUAAUUUGACAAGCCAGUGCAAACCAGAGGAGGAUGAGCGUUUGACAGCUGGGUACCCGGGGACUGUUUUCGAGGCAAAGAUAAUUCAUUGAUGCUGAAUUUGUUCGGAGAUUUUAAUUCUUUUACGACAUAGGACGACCGUAAGGCUAUCUGUGCUUUUAAUGGCCGCAGCUCUGACGAAUUCGGUUUGGGUUGCUCCUAGGCAGGACGCGCAGUUUCUCCACAAAACCCACCCAGCGGCGCCGCUGACAUCAUCCGACGGUCUGAGGGGUGAGGAUCAUGGACAAGUGCUGUGUAACGCCAUCCUGGGAAUUUCAUCUUUCCCAGAUUAUAAUCUGGGUAAACCCGAGAUGGACAACUACUUCCUCCAAGAUGUAAUAAAUUCAAAAACUGACAGGGAUACUGCUCCCAUGCUGGAGCCACCUUUCAACGAAGACUUCGCCUCUUCUUACAGCGUCAACAUGAGCCUGCUGCUUCCUGAUGCCGCUUACCUGCACCCUGGCCUCUGCAGGACUGUGAGGCAAAUCAAAACGGAGCCAUCACACUCCCUGAUGCACUCCACCUGCCAGGGCAACGGAGUACCAGCAACCCUCCCAGAGUACUCAGGAAUGUUUAAAGCAGCUGACACUCCUGGUGGUAGCUUUUUCAUCAAGCAAGAAGUGCCGGAAUUCCAAGAGAUUCCCCAGUUUCAGAUGUUGAACAGUGAAUUGGAGCAGAACUCUUUCCCCAUCACCCCUUUAAGUGUUCCAUGCGGGAAUCAACACGUAGGACAACUAUCAAACAGUUCACAGACUGAAUGUUUUCCAUUUAAUCAGCACUCUGGUCAUCAGUUUAGAUCAACUUAUAUGCCACCAUCUCCGCCAAAUACUGAGCCUUCAAGUCCCUCCAACAUUUCUCCUCCUCCCUCCUACGAAGCCAGCAUUGCCUCAAAGACAACACUUCAGACCCACAGUUCCACUGAACCCAGACAGACUUCCAGCGAGCCAUCGAUUCAAAACCAUGACCAAAAUUAUGCUUCUGGCUUCAGCCAAAGUCCAGUUGGUGGACCGCCUCAGAACUCCAGCCUGGCACCAGCUCAGACAACACCAGGUGUCGGGCCACUGUCUCCAGAGUUGGCCCAGUCUGCUCCGGUCAAGUACAACCGGAGGAAUAACCCUGAUCUGGAAAGACGCAGGAUUCACCACUGUGAUGUUCCAGGGUGCCAGAAAGUAUAUACAAAGUCAUCUCAUUUAAAGGCCCAUCUACGGACCCACACAGGUGAGAAGCCGUACCAGUGCUCCUGGGAGGGAUGCGAGUGGUGCUUCGCCCGCUCUGAUGAGCUGACGCGGCACUUCAGGAAACACACCGGGGUGAAGCCUUUCCAGUGCGGUGUAUGCAGCCGCUGUUUCUCUCGUUCUGACCACCUGGCCCUGCACACGAAGAGACACCAGAGCUAAGGAAUCCCUUCACUGUAUCUGCUCAGUCUUUUUAGAUUUUACUUAACAUGGAAUAAAUAUUGAAAAAACAAAAGACUGCAGUUUAUUCUAUUUACUCUCAAAAGAUAAAGAUUGAUGUUCUGAUCUAACACUAAUUGUAUUUUUUAUUCUAAGAAUAUUAAAUCUGAUUGUUGCCUUACUUUGUCUCAUCAUUGUGAGACAUUUGCAGAUCUAUCAGUUAAACCUAUUUAAGCAAAUUUGUCCUUUUUCAAGCCUUGAUUUUGAUAAUGUACCACAUAUAUGAACAUUUGACACAUUUUUUUAUCUCAGAACUGUUCAUUGUGCAGAUCAUAUCAGCAUUGUGUUAGUUUAUUUAUGAAAGUUUUGUGCUGUCAACUGAAAGGAAAAGGAUGUUGUUUUAGCCUGUAGGUCAAAGCAUGAUCAUGAAUGUGAACUAUGGAGAAUAUCAGUGAUCGGUAAAAGCUGCACAUGCAAGAUGAAAUUAAGAGAAAGUACUUUGUUGUUGAGUACAGUUUGUCAUGCAGUCAGUGCGUUGCUCAUUGCAUGACUUUAAUACUCCCAGGUUUAUGAUACUUUAAAUCAGUAGAGCAUUGGCCACGAGAAGAUCCUUUUUUUUUUUUUUCUCCUUUCCCUGUAAUAAAAGGAUGAUGUUUGGCUUUAGAUGUCAAUGGUGUCAUUUAGAAAGCAGAAUUAUUGCAAGGGAAAAAUAUUUCUUCUGCUUUUUCAUCAUACUAUAAUAAUCAAACACAUUUUAAUGUCAAAGAUAACUUGAGAAAAAACACAAGCAUUUUUGUAAAUUAUGAGCUGUUUUACAUUCAGCUAUCCAUAGUUUAUACAAGAGGGGUAGCAAGGGGGACUGUCACCAAUUUCCAGCAGUAAUUGGUCAAGAAGGCAGGGUAAUCCUUAGACAUUUCGCUAAUUCAUCACAGGGCUACAAAGCGACACACAGGACAAACAACCAUCCAUGCACACACACUUCUAAGUGCAAUUUGGAGUAACCAAUUAAUUCAACAUGCAUAUUUUUGGAUUGUGGAUGGAAGCUGGAGUACCCAGAGAGAAUUCACACAUGCACAGGGAGAACAUGCAGUCUCAAUGCAGGAAGACCCCACGCUGAGAUUUGAACCUAGGACCUCGUUGCUGCAAGGCAACAGUGCUACCAACUGCAGCCAUAGAGUGAAUGUAUUAAGAAACAAAAAACAAGCUAUCUCACUAACUUGGCCCUGUGUGACAAUAUUAUUGUUCCCCUGGUUAAAAUCAAGAAUGAAAUGGGAUUAACCACAUUUUCUUGGUUUAAUUUAACUAGCCACACCCAGGGUUGAUUACUGUCUGACCUAUAGAAUCAAGAACUCCUGUCUGACAACGUGAAGCAAGCUAAAAUAUCUCAAAAGGCAAUACAGCAUUCUGCAAAGAAAUGUAAGAAUUUCUAAGAAGUUCAGAGUCCAGUAAAUCAAAGUGAUCUACAAAUGGGGAAAACAUGGACUGAUCAGCCAAAUUACUCCAAGAGCACCUCAACGAUUCAUCCCAGACGUCACCAAAGAAUGCAGAGCAACAUCUAAAGCACUGCAGACCUCACUCACCUUAGUCUGUGAUUAAACAAGGAAAAAGGUAUAGGUAGGUAAAAAAUGCAAUUAAUGGGAGAAGUCCUAGGCUAAAACUACUGCAGACCAAACAGAACACAACGGCCAUUUGUUGGGGAUCAUCAAGAUGUUUUUUUGGCAAAUUUGAUUGUAAUCAUGAACCUCAUAGUUCCAAAUCAGUCUUUCUUGUUUGUCUCUUUUUUAAUUUACUUGUUUAGACCAGUUUAGGUUAUUUUAGAUCAUUAUGGAAUGUAAUUUAAAAAAAGUUAUUUUUAAUGUCUGUUCAAUUAUUUUACUUAAAACUGAAAUGUCAAAGAUACAAAGUUUUUAAAAACUCUGGGCCCGGUAACAUUGAUAGCUUUGAAGCAAGAAGAAUAAAAUAAAGAUUUAGUAACUAUUUUUUUUUUCUCAGAAACUGAAUCACACAGUCAAACAUUAUCCACAUGUGAAUUCAUAAUAAAAAUAAAUCAUGCAUAUGUGUUUUAA
Molecule: messenger RNA, 3538 nt
Organism: Girardinichthys multiradiatus
Lineage: Eukaryota; Metazoa; Chordata; Actinopteri; Cyprinodontiformes; Goodeidae
Gene: klf5b
Product: Kruppel-like factor 5b
Exons: 4
Coding region: 201-1475 (424 amino acids)
Biological process (GO): regulation of transcription by RNA polymerase II
Molecular function (GO): DNA-binding transcription factor activity, RNA polymerase II-specific; RNA polymerase II cis-regulatory region sequence-specific DNA binding
Source: RefSeq, a predicted model, not a curated record